Aspergillus puulaauensis is the source of this 573-nucleotide messenger RNA. RefSeq names its product cupin domain-containing protein. Bases 1 to 573 code for a protein of 190 amino acids. The transcript has a single exon. The record is from RefSeq and is a predicted model, not a curated record. Lineage: Eukaryota; Fungi; Ascomycota; Eurotiomycetes; Eurotiales; Aspergillaceae.
AUGACUUCUUCCCGAGAAACCCUCCCCAACAACCUCCCCCUCAUCUCCCGGCACAUAACCUCGCACACCCCAUCCGGCCAAACAACAUUCGACAACAGCAGCAUCCCAGCUUCCCUCCCCUGGAAACAACUCUCCAACGGCGCGCGCUUCUCCCUCGCCUACGCCACAAACACCACCCCGGCCCCCCUCAGUUCAAACGCCGACCUAACCACCUACAGCCACUAUCUAACCAACCUUCCGGGAAUAACCAUCCCCGGCGGCACGGUUCUGCGCAUCGUAGACAUGAACCCGGGCGCAACAUCGCCCAUGCACCGCACUAUCAGCCUCGACUACGGCGUUGUGCUUGAGGGCGAGGUCGAGCUGAUACUCGAUUCCGGGGAGAGCAGGUUAUUGAGGCGCGGGGAUGUUGCGGUGCAGAGGGGGACGAAUCAUGCUUGGAGAAAUGUUAGCGAGGAUACCUGGGCGAGGAUGCUGUAUGUUUUGCAGGAAGCGGAGGAGGUGAGGGUUGGUGGGGUUGCUCUGGGUGAGGAUUAUGGCGGUGGGAUGGAUGAUGUUAGGGCUUCGGGGAAUUGA